GUCAGCUCUCCAUGUGCUUCAUUUGUUGGGCGAAGAAGUUCGAGGAAUGACGAUGAGGCGGUUGUGGACAGAGGAGGAACACGGUCCCAACAGAGAACCAACUUUGAGCAGGAAGAUUUGGAAGGCCACAGGACACUCUACAUCGGGGUCCACGUCCCCUUAGGCAACACCAGGCACCGCAGCCAUCACAGGCACCGUCACCAUGGGAAGAAACAGUGGAGGAGGAGGAGCAGGGAGCGGAGCCUCCCUUUGGUGGAGGGGAGAGAGUCACCAGUUUAUGACACCCCCUCUCAGAGGGUGCAGUUCCUGCUGGGAGCAGAAGAUGAUGACGAGGAGCACAUCCCCCAUGACCUCUUCACUCAGAUGGAUGAGAUCUGUGUGCGAGAUGGAGAGUGCGACUCUGAGUGGAGGGAAAGUGCCAGGUGGCUGAAGUUUGAGGAGGACGUGGAGGACGGAGGUGAGCGAUGGAGUAAACCCUACGUCGCCACGCUGUCCCUGCACAGUCUGUUUGAGCUGCGCAGCUGCAUCAUCAACAGCACAGUGAUGCUCGACAUGAGGGCUAACAGCAUCGAGGAGAUUGCAGACAUGGUGUUAGACAACCAAGAGUUGUACUCGCCGCUGGGAGAAGAGCUCAGACAGAAAGUGCGUGAGACUCUCCUGAAGCAGCACCAUCACCAGAACCAGAAGAAGUUGGCUAAUCGCCUGCCGAUUGUACGUUCCAUCGCUGACAUGGGCCGACGGGCGUCAGAGCUCCAUCUGGACAAGAAUGGUCAGUUGACGGCCUCCCAGUCUCAGUUAGCAGCUCCAGAUGGCAAAGGAGACAUCAGCAGAGAGAACAGUUCUGUGGACUUCAGCAAGAUAGACCUUCACUUCAUGAAGAAGAUCCCACCGGGUGCAGAGGCGUGUAAUGUGUUGGUGGGAGAGCUGGACUUCCUGAACAAGCCGGUGGUGGCGUUUGUCCGUCUUUCCCCUGCGGUUCUGCUCAACGGGCUGGCUGAAGUCCCCAUUGCUACAAGGUUUCUGUUUAUAAUUUUAGGACCCUUGGGUCGGGGGGCCCAGUAUCACGAGAUCGGACGCUCCAUAGCAACUUUAAUGACAGACGAGGUUUUUCAUGAUGUUGCCUAUAAAGCUAAAGACCGGAAUGAUCUGAUUGCCGGUAUCGAUGAAUUUCUCGAUCAAGUGACUGUUCUGCCUCCGGGAGAAUGGGACCCGUCCAUACGGAUAGAGCCACCAAAAAACGUACCUUCUCAGGAAAAAAGAAAGAAAAGCAACAUUUUACCAAAUGGAUUAGUGGAGGGCGAGGAGGAAGAUGAGCACGAUGGCCACGGUGGUCCAGAACUGCAGCGAACUGGGAGGUGGUUUGGUGGUCUCUUUCUGGACAUCAAGCGGAAGGCCCCCCACUAUCUGUCUGACUACACUGAUGCUUUUAGUUUGCAGUGUGUUGCCUCUUUCUUAUUCCUCUACUGUGCCUGCAUGUCUCCUGUUAUCACCUUCGGAGGACUGCUGGGCGAAGCGACGGAAGGAAGAAUAAGUGCAAUUGAGUCCCUGUUUGGCGCCUCUCUGACUGGAAUAGCCUACUCCCUGUUUGCUGGGCAGCCCCUCACCAUUCUGGGGAGCACRGGCCCCGUGCUGGUGUUUGAAAAGAUCCUGUUUAAAUUCUGCAAGGAGUACGGCUUGUCGUAUCUGUCGCUGAGAACCUGCAUCGGCCUGUGGACGGCCUUCCUCUGCAUUCUGCUGGUGGCCACGGAUGCCAGUUCCCUUGUUUGCUACAUCACCCGUUUCACGGAGGAAGCGUUCGCCUCACUCAUCUGCAUCAUUUUCAUAUAUGAAGCCUUGGAGAAACUUUUGCACCUGGGAGAAAUCUUUCCCUUCAAUAAAAACAACAACUUGGACAAACUCACCACGUACUCAUGUUCCUGCGUUGAGCCUCCGGACCCCUCUAAUGUGACUCUAAAGUUCUGGGAGCUCAACAACGUCACCGCCUCUGAAAUCUACUGGGAAGCUCUGGAGGUGAAGGACUGCGUUGAAAAGCGAGGGGAGUUUGUUGGAACGGCCUGCGGGCCUCACGGACCCUACGUUCCUGAUGUUCUCUUCUGGUGCGUCAUUCUCUUCUUUUCUACUGUCGUCAUGUCUGCCUUCCUCAAGGAGUUCAAGUUCAGCAAUUACUUUCCCACAAAGGUGCGCGCCAUCAUCAGUGAUUUUGCGGUUUUCUUCACUAUUCUCACCAUGGUCUUGGUCGACUACGCCUUAGGGAUCCCAUCUCCAAAACUAAAGGUUCCCAGUGUGUUUAAGCCAACCAGAGACGAUCGAGGCUGGUUUAUCAACCCACUGGGGCCCAACCCCUGGUGGACGGCAGUCAUAACUCUCAUACCGGCUCUGCUUUGCACCAUCCUCAUCUUCAUGGACCAGCAGAUUACAGCCGUCAUCAUCAACAGGAAGGAAAACAAACUCAAGAAAGGCUGCGGAUACCACCUGGACCUGCUGAUGGUCGGGGUGAUGCUGGGCGUGUGCUCUCUGAUGGGCUUGCCGUGGUUUGUAGCGGCCACCGUCCUCUCCAUCACCCACGUCAACAGCCUGAAGCUGGAGUCGGAGUGCUCGGCUCCCGGGGAGCAGCCCAAGUUCCUCGGGAUCAGAGAGCAACGCGUCACGGGCCUCAUGAUCUUCACCCUGAUGGGCUCCUCGGUCUUCAUGACCUCGGUGCUGAAGUUUAUUCCAAUGCCUGUGCUGUAUGGAGUAUUCCUUUACAUGGGAGCAUCUUCUCUCAGAGGAAUUCAGUUUUUUGAUCGUCUCACGUUGUUCGGCAUGCCAGCCAAACAUCAGCCAGACUUCAUCUACUUACGACACGUCCCCUUGAGGAAGGUGCAUCUCUUCACCAUCAUCCAGCUCAGCUGUCUGGUUCUGCUGUGGGUCAUCAAGACCUCGAGGGCUGCCAUUGUCUUCCCGAUGAUGGUGUUGGCUCUGGUGUUCAUCAGGAAACUAAUGGACUGUAUUUUCACCAAAAGAGAGUUGAGCUGGCUGGAUGAUCUCAUGCCAGAGAGCAAGAAGAAAAAGCUUGAAGAUGCAGAGGAGGAAGAAGAGCAGAGCAUACUCGCAGAGGAUGAAGGAGUAGUGCAGCUGCCGUUAGGCGGGUAUACAGGAAUCCCAGUUAUCAACAUCACAGAUGAGAUGUCAAAAGGUUCAUUUGGAAAUACCUGGAACGCCAGUGAUUAGGAAAAAAAAACUUAGUCAUUUGAUAAAAGUGUCAUCAAAACACAAAAAUCUUUUUAAGCACAAAAUUAGUUUGACAACAAUAUAACACUUACCAGCACCUUUAGAGUUAAAUAACUAAUUAUGCAUAUUUCUUUACAUUAAAAAACAGAAGAAAAUGUGCUUUUUUGUUAUUUGAUUUAGUUUAUUCAAAUGCUACAUUAAAUUUGCACAAUUUUAUACAUAUAUAAAUAUAAUGAAAUAAGCCAUUCUACUAAAAAGUUUUUUUUUUAUUAUUGACUGUAUUUCAUCUGUUUGCUUUGCUGUAAGAAUAUUUGUCAGCAUCAAGUGCAAAGGUUUUAGAAAUAGGUCAUUGCAUAAUAUUUACAGCACUUUAUACCUGCUAGUUUUACAUCUUCUUGGUAUUUUUUUUUAUCAUUCUAGAAUAUCAUUGAGCAAUACAAGAGGAAGAAAUAACACAUCGUGUUGAGUAUUUUCACUGUUUCCUCUGAGUGUCAGGAAACAAGUCAGCAUUCUGAAUUUUCAUUCCUUCAAACUUUUGUCUUGCGAAUCUGCGUGCGAGUGGAUAAAUGUGAAACCCGACCGCUCGUAACUGAUCUUCUCGAGAACGAUUUGCUCCAACUUCUGUCGUGCUGUUACUCUGAAUUGUUCUGAAUCCAGACGGGUUUUUAAAUGUGACCCACCGAAGCACAAAUCUCUGAUGUCUGACAGUAAAAUAGGAAAUAUAUUGCACUAUUUAAAAGCCAAAUGCAAUAGCCCUUUCUGCCAAAAGAAAAUGACCAUGUUUAUGUAAGAAACUAUUUAAGUAUUUAUUAAUAUUUUUGUGGUGUUUUUAUUAAUUUUGUGUUCSAUUCUGAAGAUGUAACCAAUAAAACUUGCAGCAUUUUGCUUUCUGUGGCAGUGUACUGCUGACAGUGUUAGUAUAUUUGUUUACAAUCUACCAUGUCAAUAAUCACAAAGUAUUUUAAAGUGGUUCAAACAAUAUUUUAAGGUUGCUACAAUUUCGAAAGGCAAAAAAAGUUUGUUUAUGGAAAGACAAAUUUUAAGUCUUUAGUAAUAUUUUUAAUAAGCAUUUGAUGUCAAUGUGAUAUUCUUAAAACAUUUUUAUGAGCGUUAUUGUUCGUGCUGUUUAUUUGAAUAAUCAUGCAUAUGUUUGUUUAAARUCUGUUAGCUGAGUGAAUAAAAAUCUACA
Austrofundulus limnaeus is the source of this 4399-nucleotide messenger RNA. RefSeq names its product solute carrier family 4 member 10b (gene slc4a10b). Gene Ontology annotation, molecular function: monoatomic anion transmembrane transporter activity; solute:inorganic anion antiporter activity; sodium:bicarbonate symporter activity. The record is from RefSeq and is a predicted model, not a curated record. Gene Ontology annotation, cellular component: plasma membrane; basolateral plasma membrane. Gene Ontology annotation, biological process: monoatomic anion transport; regulation of intracellular pH; transmembrane transport. NCBI's taxonomy places the organism in Eukaryota, Metazoa, Chordata, Actinopteri, Cyprinodontiformes, Rivulidae.